ACGGAUGCUUCCGACCUGGGAAUAGCCUGUGUACUGUGGCGUUUCCACUUUGAUAAGGUGGAAGAUGGUACGCAGGUAACUCCCGAGAUUCUGGGGCAAUUUGGUGAUGUUGUGAGUACUUGGAGUCGCAAGCUUCGUGGUUCCGAAAGAAGAUGGGCCAUGUUUGACCUGGAAG
Molecule: messenger RNA, 175 nt
Organism: Perkinsus marinus ATCC 50983
Lineage: Eukaryota; Perkinsozoa; Perkinsida; Perkinsidae
Exons: 1
Source: RefSeq, a predicted model, not a curated record